AUGGCAUCGACCCGGGUGCCAUGGAACUGGGCGAGCGAUUACAGUAGCAGACCAGUGGUCUUGUCGAUAACAUGGCGUGCUUCACUGGCAUCAAGGAGUUGUGGCCUUACUUCUAGUGUCGGUGCCGCGGCCGACAGUAUCGUCUUCUACAGUCUGUGGAUAAGCAGUGGCCGAGGGGAAGAGCUUGUCGAAGUGUUCCGCGUGUGGACCGUCUACAACAACAUGUUCGUCUUCGAGAGACCCAUGUGGCAUUUCCGUCACGACCCAUCCUGGUACUCUUUGGGUCUUGCUGUCCUCGGCUUUGCUGGGAGAUUCAGGUCCGGGUGGCAUGGCGGCAGUCCUCAACCGAUCUUGCCUCCUAGAUCGCUCGCCGAGCAUUUACCCUCGCGCCGCCCCCUAAAGUACCAGACCUCGAUGGCUGGGCAGUGCCGCGAUGGCCUCGGCUCGUUGAACCGGGCGAGGCGGCCGCUGCCGGCAACUGGGUCACGAUCUUCAGCACCGACCGACGACUUCGCCACCACGCCCACCACAAAAAAAGAUGGUAGUCUUACAGGUCCCAGGUAUUACAAUCGUUAA
This is a messenger RNA of Gaeumannomyces tritici R3-111a-1, 576 nucleotides long. RefSeq lists its product as hypothetical. The record is from RefSeq and is a predicted model, not a curated record. The transcript is spliced from 2 exons. Lineage: Eukaryota; Fungi; Ascomycota; Sordariomycetes; Magnaporthales; Magnaporthaceae. The coding region runs from base 1 to 576 and encodes 191 amino acids.